UAGGUGUUACUGUAAUCCAGCAAAACAUGAAUUAUGGUUCGGAAUCAAUGCGAAUAACUUGUCCACAUUGUCACGCAGAUAUUUCAACAAAAGUUGAAACUGAAGCAAAUACUAAAACGCAUCUAAUUGCUCUAUUACUAUGUAUUUUCCAAUGUUGGAUUUGCUUACCAUGUGUUUAUUGCAAUGACAGUUGUCUGGUUAAAAAACACACUUGCCCUUCUUGUAAUCAGUACCUUGGAGCCUGCGAAAAUUAA
Messenger RNA from Cotesia congregata, 254 nucleotides. Lineage: Eukaryota; Metazoa; Arthropoda; Insecta; Hymenoptera; Braconidae. The record is from the annotation of a GenBank genome assembly.